Messenger RNA from Lactuca saligna, 1646 nucleotides. NCBI's taxonomy places the organism in Eukaryota, Viridiplantae, Streptophyta, Magnoliopsida, Asterales, Asteraceae. The record is from the annotation of a GenBank genome assembly.
AUGGCUCGAGCAUCUACACCUCUCUUGAUUCUAAUAGCUCUUGGUUUCUUCUUUGGUACCUAUAAUUUGGUCACUCUGGUAAUUCACAAUACAAGUGAUUCCCUGAAAUUAAGGGACAAUGGUUCAGAGUGGUUUCAUGAUGCCAUUAGAAGCAUGACAGAAAAAAAGAAUUUAAAAUACCAUGUUGCCCUUACAGCCACAGAUGCACCUUAUAGCAAAUGGCAGUGUAGGAUUAUGUAUUAUUGGUAUAAAAAGGUGAAGGACUUACCUGGAUCAGAUAUGGGAGGUUUCACUAGGGUUUUGCAUUCGGGAAGCUCUGAUAAUUUGAUGGAAGAGAUUCCAACUUUUGUGGUUGAUCCUCUUCCUGAUGGACUUGAUCGGGGUUAUGUUGUGUUAAACAGACCUUGGGCUUUUGUGCAAUGGUUAGAAAGAGCAACAAUCGAGGAAGAAUACAUUCUAAUGGCAGAACCUGAUCACAUAUUUGUAAACCCUUUGCCAAAUUUGGCACGUGGAGAGCAUCCAGCUGGAUUCCCGUUUUUUUACAUAAAACCAGCUGAAAAUGAGAAAAUCAUGAGGAAAUUCUAUCCAAUGGAGAAGGGUCCUGUUACAAAUAUUGAUCCAAUUGGCAAUUCUCCAGUAAUUAUUAGCAAGAAUCUUUUGGAGAAAAUUGGUCCCACAUGGAUGAAUAUUUCAUUGAGAAUGAAAGAUGACCUGGAGACUGAUAAAGCCUUUGGGUGGGUACUGGAAAUGUAUGCCUAUGCAGUGGCUUCUGCAUUGCACAAUGUCCGGCAUAUUCUUCGUAAAGACUUGAUGUUGCAGCCUCCAUGGGACGAAGAAGUUGGAAAGAAGUUCAUUAUCCAUUACACGUAUGGUUGUGAUUACAACAUGAAGGGAGAGUUAACUUAUGGGAAGAUUGGUGAAUGGCGUUUUGACAAAAGGUCAUAUCUUCGUGACCCUCCACCCAGAAACCUCCCUUUACCUCCUCCUCGCGUUCCUCAAAGUGUCGUAAGACUAGUGAAGAUGGUGAAUGAAGCCUCCGCUAACAUUCCUGGAUGGGAGAAAUUAAAUAGUUGAGAUGACAGAUAGAUAAUUAUUAAUUAGUGGAUCUGUAUCGAUUGUAGAGGCAUAUCCUACUUUUGGUGCAUUCAUACACUUACGUACAUAUCACAGUCACAGAUAACCUACUUUAGAAUCCGCAAAUUUGAAGGCUUGUUUAUGCUACAACGUACCCAUGAUCUGAUAUGAUUAACAACAAACAAGUAGAAUUUUUAUUUUUGAGAUCCAUGUCAAUAACGCGAAAUUUGCAAAAUGUCUCGCUUAAGACAAUGGAACAAAAAAAGAUUAGUUAUUGAUCUAAAGUGCGUAUAGAAGGCAUUAAAAAUUAACCUCCUCAUUCUCGUUCUCAUUCUCAUUAUUGAAAAUAACCACACAAAGUUUUACCAUGUAACAAAUGCAUAAGGAUAGACAGAUGGAGUCGAAGCAAAUUACCUGCUGGCUACACCACUCUUGGGUUACUUAAGCCUUUGUUCUCUCUUCUCUCCAUUUGUACCAUGUGCUGUGAAACGUGUAUCUAGGGGAUUGGGUUUGGAGGGAUGGAUUUCCAUAUAAUGUGUUUUGGGAGGUGAUAGAGCUAUUGAUGUGGUGAC